AUGGCGCGCCCAAGUAAAGGCGUGAAGGCGUCCACUCACGAAAAGCGCUCCAAGGACCUGCGCUCGACGCUCAGCAAGUCUAAGGUCGAGGCCCUCGCUCGGGCUUUGCCUAAGAAGAAGAAGAUUCUGGGCGAAAGACCCCGCAAUGGUGAAGCAAGCCACCAGAGUGUGGGCCGCGGCGUGGACCCAAGGGUGCCUCGAAUUGGGUCUAAGCGGUCGGUUGUGGAGGACAACGUCCGAAAAAUGUGGGACCACAUCGUCUGGCAAAAGAUCUCCGAUGAGGCCUUGCGGCUGGGCACUGUGAGAGAGGACGAGAUGAACGAGUAUGGUUGGAUUCUGACGUCAAAAGUACCGCUCUUUCACGAGGAGGUAGCCAGCGUUUCGGUUCGUUUUCUCCACAAGAGUCCAUACAAAUCAACUGACAUAAGACAGAAGAAGCUGUUCACAAUAACCGGUGGAAAACUUGCUGUAGUACCCGCUGCUAUCGCAACAACGACUGGUAGCCGACAAUGUACCGUCGCGUUUCGCCUAUCCCAUGACAUCAAGAAGGCUUUGGGAGAAGACCCGAGGCUCCAAGGAAACCUCUUCAAGAUCUCUCAGCCCUUGAGUCUCGACCCGAUUCCGGCUACAUCUAAGCUCCGCUUCACUCCGGCAACAAAGCACGACCCUAGCUUUGCAGAUACCAAACCUGCCGCUAAGACUGAAAUCGACACCAAAAGCACAAAGCCCGGAGCCCAGAUCAAGGGCGAAGUCAAGGUCAAGCUUCAGGAAAUCAAUAUGUCCGACUACGAGAAUGAUACCGACGUUCCAGAAGAGGAGCUGGUGAGUCCGCGCACCCAACGACGCAGCAAUGGAAGCGGCAAGAAAUAUCGAUAUCGAUACCCCAAAGACCUCCAAAAUUUUAUCGCAGAGGAAGAGACGGAUGUCGAGUCGGACGGGAGCUACAGAGACGAAAAUAGCGGAGACAGCGACGAUAGCCUCUCUGUGGACGAAUCGACGGAGGGCGAAGAAGAGGAAGAGCCGCUUUCGGACGACGAGAUGGAUAUGUGA
This is a messenger RNA of Mytilinidion resinicola, 1050 nucleotides long. RefSeq lists its product as uncharacterized. The coding region runs from base 1 to 1050 and encodes 349 amino acids. NCBI's taxonomy places the organism in Eukaryota, Fungi, Ascomycota, Dothideomycetes, Mytilinidiales, Mytilinidiaceae. The transcript is spliced from 2 exons. The record is from RefSeq and is a predicted model, not a curated record.